This is a messenger RNA of Trichoplax adhaerens, 492 nucleotides long. RefSeq lists its product as uncharacterized. Gene Ontology annotation, molecular function: RNA cap binding. The transcript is spliced from 4 exons. The record is from RefSeq and is a predicted model, not a curated record. The coding region runs from base 1 to 492 and encodes 163 amino acids. Gene Ontology annotation, biological process: mRNA cis splicing, via spliceosome. Gene Ontology annotation, cellular component: nuclear cap binding complex. NCBI's taxonomy places the organism in Eukaryota, Metazoa, Placozoa, Uniplacotomia, Trichoplacea, Trichoplacidae.
AUGGCGAGUUCUAUUGAAGCUGCCGUUGAUAGUGUUAGCUUGAGCGCUUACAGAGAUCAACAGUUUAAGGGCACCGUAACUGAACAAGAAUCCAAAUUAAAAUUGACAUGUACAAUGUACGUUGGCAAUUUAUCCUUCUACACUACUGAAUCUCAAUUAUAUGAAGUGUUUUCUAAAGUUGGUGAUGUGAAGAGAAUUGUAAUGGGACUUGAUCGCUUCAAAAAGACGCCAUGUGGUUUUUGUUUUCUUACAUAUGACACCAGAGAAGAAGCUGAGAUGUGUAUGAGAUACAUAAAUGGUACUAAAAUUGAUGAUAGGAUUAUUAGAACCGAUUGGGACGCAGGAUUUAUAGAAGGUCGACAGUAUGGACGUGGAAGAAGUGGUGGACAGGUUCGUGAUGAAUGUCGGCAAGAUUUUGAUGCAAAUCGCGGUGGUUUUGGACAACUCUUGGCCAAAGGUGGAUUUAGCGAAACAUCUUCGUUGCAUCAUUAG